GCGUUUCUGAACUGAGACUUGAACACCGUCUGCUAAAUUACCUUUCGUCCCUCCGAACUCUCUGAACCCAAAACAAUGCAAUUCGCAACGACGUCGUUAAUGGACAAAGCGGUGUCCCCAUCAAUUCUUUACACCCUUUCACCCAAGCCCUCCCCAAUUUCAACCAGAAAGCUUCCCUCCCUGUUUCUCUGCUGCUCCGAUUCGAGCACCACCGCCGUCUCCACCUCUUGGUCUCCUCCUCCGAUUCCGGCCACCACCGGCACGGCGCCGCCGGUCGUGAGGCGGAGGACGAGGUACAGGAAGCAGUACCCGGGAGAGAGCAAAGGCAUCACCGAAGAGAUGAGGUUCGUCGCCAUGAGGCUCCGUAACAGAAACGGCAAGAAACUCGACCCCCGAUCUGACGGUGAUGAUACUCAGAGUGAAAGUGACGAUAAUGCCCCUGACGACAGUGAUGCGUCGGAAUCUGACGGCGAGAAGGAGACUUGGCAGCCUAGUGUGGAGGGGUUGCUCAAGUACUUGGUGGACAGUAAGCUCGUGUUUGACACCGUGGAGCGCAUUGUUGAUGAUUCAAACGACGUCGCUUACGCGUAUUUCAGGAAUACCGGAUUGGAAAGAUCAGAAGCGCUUUCGAAAGAUUUGCAAUGGUUUGGUGAACAGGGCAAUGUGAUUCCGGAGCCCAGCAAUCCAGGAGUUUCUUAUGCCAAGUAUCUUAAACAAGUUGCAGAAACUUGUGCGCCAUUGUUCCUCUGCCACUUUUAUAAUAUAUAUUUUUCACAUAUAUCUGGUGGGCAGGUCAUAGCAAGACAGGUAUCUGAGAGGCUACUUGAAGGAAGGGAGUUGGAGUUUUACACAUGGGAAGGCGAUGUGCCAGAGUUAAUGAGAGGGGUUCGUGAGAAGCUCAACAAGCUUGGAGAGCACUGGAGUCGAGAUGACAAGAACAAAUGCUUAAGAGAAACAACCAAGUCAUUCCGAUCUCUGGGGCAGAUAAUUCGCCUGAUCAUCUUACAAACCAAGUGAUAUCAAAUUAACAGCUCAGAAGCUCACUCAUGGGUAGCAUGGUUCUACUGUGGACUCAUGUUCGUACAAAGAUGGUUCGUCACCAGACUGAAGUAGGAUGCAUCUCCGGAAAAAACGUCAUCUUCUCCUGGAAAUUUUCCUUAGGACUCGAAAGACUGCACUCAGCAGUCAGCACAACAAGAACAUUCUAUUUCUGAGCCUCAUCUUGCCAGCAGGAUCUUGGCUUUUCUCCCUGUUUCAGGCUCGAAGGCCUUCUAGUCUCUUAAGCCCUUUGGAUGAUUUAUCCGUUGGUUUGAUUUCAAAGUGCUCACAUUUAAGGCUUGGUGGGUUCAUUAGGUUAGGUAAUGAUAGAGCCAUUUGUUCACUGUAGUAGGUGAUCCACAAGCUAUGGCUGCUGGCCUGAAGUACUUCAGAGUUAAACCUAAGUAAGUUCAUCUUCAAAGCUGUGCAGAGUGAAACUUGUCGGCGGUGUGUCAAUUGUCAACAGGAAUCCCUGUACUUGGGCCUUUCGCCCCUCUUUAACAAUUAGUUAAUUACGCCGUUGAUUAUCAUA
Molecule: messenger RNA, 1570 nt
Organism: Rosa chinensis
Lineage: Eukaryota; Viridiplantae; Streptophyta; Magnoliopsida; Rosales; Rosaceae
Product: probable inactive heme oxygenase 2, chloroplastic
Exons: 5
Coding region: 76-1017 (313 amino acids)
Biological process (GO): phytochromobilin biosynthetic process; heme oxidation
Molecular function (GO): heme oxygenase (decyclizing) activity
Source: RefSeq, a predicted model, not a curated record